UGCAAUAGUGUUUGUGUUUUGCAAUCAAAACGUGUAUUCAAUUGAAUUGCAUUUGAUUUCUAUUGACAGCAAUCAGUGGCUAAAAGUUUGGGACACUUUUGUGACACAAAUGCCGGGCUUUGAGACGAACCGCUUUGAAGGACUGUCCGACUUCUUGGCCAAACACCUCAAGUGCUGUAUUUGUCUUAACAUCUUCGACAGAGCCGUGUCCAACGAUUGCGGACACACUUUCUGCAGGACAUGUAUCCGAGACUGGAUUUGCAGCCAUAAAGACGACUGUCCGGAGUGUCGGCACCCGUUAUCCACCAGAAAGAGGUCCAUUGGGUUCGCCAUCGACAGCAACACUCUCUUCAUUAUCGGUGGCUUUGUUCUCGAGUACAACCUUAAGAUCAAUUCAAUGGUCAGCGAAAUGAAGAUGAAAUGCAGUUACGAGUCGAGAGGCUGUCCCGAAGUACUCGAAUUGGAUCUAAUGGUGAUUCACGAGAAGAACUGUUUGUAUCGCUUGUGUUCGACGUGUGGGAUGUGUUUCGGGGGACAACUCGAUGGACACGAUUGCGUCCAACUGUUGAUCAGUGAUCGCAAUCAAUACAAAGACAGACUCCAAGAGUCGGACACCCAAUGCAAGGAUUUGGAGAAACGGGUGAACGAGUGGAAGAGGAAAAUGAAUUUAUUCAAGCAUUUGCUAGAAUUGAGUAAAAUUCAGUCCAAGAAGUUGAAGGACAAGAACACGAGACUCGAGAACGAGAUUCAAUUGAAGAUCGAAAACGAGUUUCUUUUGAAGCAAUCGUUGGAUAAACUGAUGAACAAACCCAACGACGAGUCCACGGAUGAGGAGUCCACUGAUGGAUGCGAAGGAGUAAUGGCACCCGAAGUGCAAACCACGAGUCAAUACGUGCCAGUCAUCCGACGCCCAGUGCGGUCGGUGGCCAUUGAUUGCGAUUACAUAACUUUCGGCACAUUUCGAGGCCUGAGUCGGACGGUAGAGCUGAACAAAGAGGGAAUUACACUCAAACGGAUUCGCAUGGAGUGCAUAGACCUCAUGGCGACCGACAGUAUUUGCGUCAAAUGGCUUGAGAUGCGGGAACUGCUCUACUGUUUGGAUCCAUUACUUCCCGUCAUAUUUGUACUGCCCUUAUAUGAGGCCAGUCUUGGGAUCAAGAGUUGGAUCGAUUCGGCGCAGGAGACCAGCGAUAGCGAAGAGUUCGACACCAUUGCUGAAGACCCGAAGGUUCGUUACAUAAAGAUAGUGCUGAAGACAUGCAUUAGUAUAGAAGUGGUGAACGUUUUGAAGCGCUAUAAUGAGGGCAAUACUGUGUGCGAGUGUCGACCCGUGUCUGUGGACGGCGCCAAAAAGCUACUCUUCCGCUACAGCACUCGUAGCACUCGAUAAUUGUGUACUAAUUCUGAUUCAAUGUUCUCUAUAUCCUAAUCAAGACAUAUAUUUAUAUUAUUCUCUGUAUAAUUUGUAUUAACAUUUAAAUGUAAUCUCAAAGGAGUCGUAAAAUAUAUAAUUUAAAUAAAACUACGG
Oppiella nova is the source of this 1528-nucleotide messenger RNA. Lineage: Eukaryota; Metazoa; Arthropoda; Arachnida; Sarcoptiformes; Oppiidae. The record is from the annotation of a GenBank genome assembly.